Molecule: messenger RNA, 1860 nt
Organism: Suhomyces tanzawaensis NRRL Y-17324
Lineage: Eukaryota; Fungi; Ascomycota; Pichiomycetes; Serinales; Debaryomycetaceae
Exons: 1
Coding region: 287-1783 (498 amino acids)
Source: RefSeq, a predicted model, not a curated record
GGAAGUGUUCUUUGCGAACCACAGAUUGCAGGUCCGAUUGCAAAGUGAUAUUGUCACGGUGGGAAGGAGUUUACGCCGGAAUUUGGGGGCUAUCCUGAUACAAACUAUAAAUAUUUCCACUCUGCAUCACAUUUUGGUUCUGGUCAGUUUUGUCCGUGGCGUUAUCUGUUGGACAUCCGUCAUCAUAAAUUGAUCCGUUGUCCCGACAGUUCUCAAUCACUAUUAUUCCUUCUUGUCUUUCGUUUAUGUAUAGGGAACCACUUUCGACACCUUCUUAUUAUUCCUUAUGUCACAAGUAUCCAAGUUGUUAUCUCUAACCAACCUCAUGAACGAUAAACAAGCCGAAGACCUGGCUUUGUCGUCAUCCCCAUCCACCCAGCCCAAAUCCUUCAUCUCCAAAGACUACAUCAAGGACUCCGCUCACCAGCCGAGAUCCCCCGCCAUUGACCAGAAGGAGCAAGACAAAAAGGAGUUGAAGCCUUCACCCACCAACAAGGAGUUUCUUGACACCCUCAAGACCUUCAACAUCGAGAAGUCCAGGUACAAGCACUAUGGCUACCAGUCGCUGAUGACCUCCCAGCAGUUGGACAAGAUCGUGGACGAAGCUAAGAAAUCCUCGACUCCAACCUCCAACAAUAGAUUAAUUAUAGAUGAGAGGAUUUCCGAGAUCCUUGGUCUUCCCCAGCAAGUGGUGGAAGAGGAAGACUUCUGGCCCUACAACGUGGAGACCUUGAACGAAAUCCUCAGAUACAAGGUGGAGCAGGAGAAAACUAGACAGGAGUCUGCCAAGAACGAGUUCGGGUGCACUGCCAUCGAGCUCUUGAAAAUAGCCAAGUCCAUGAACAUCAACGGCGAUUUGAUACCCUUGUUAUUUGUUUCACCACAAUUCACUAUUAACGAUUUGAAAGACAAGAUCCAUAAAUUGAGAAAUGAACCUGACGAGAUAAUACAUGAAAUACUACACAAGUCUAAGGAGCCUCCGCUCGAGGUUCCCAAAACCACCCCACCGAACGGCAAGAGAAAAUUCUCUGAUACCCAGUUGCCUUCUUUCUCGGAAACCGCUGAAAGCAUAAAGACCAUUGUUUCUCCCUUAAGAUCGCCAAACAAGCUGCCUGUCACCAGCCACAGAAGAGUGGUCUCUGACAGCAGCGAGGUGACCAACAGAGGAAGCAACACUACCUCCCCUCCCACCUACCAAUUACCAUUGCCUCCAUCUGCACACCCACCCCAGCAUCGUUCCCAACAGCACCUGCCCCAGAUUCCUGCCCAGCCACCCAUGUAUCCUGUGUAUUAUAGCCCUGGUCCUGGCCAACCGCAAGGUGGUGCUCCUGGAUACCCUGCGCACCAAAUGGGGCCUCCAGCCUCAGGGCAGCCUACUCAGGAGCAGCAAGGCAAGGCAUUGGGGUCCCCAUAUUCCCAGAAGUACAACCAGGUAAUGUACGAUGGUGCAUCUCACCACGGACAGUACGGCCCAGGAGCACCAGGCUACGUUGCUCAGCCGCAAUACCAGUACUUUGUGCCACCCGGGUCCAACCCAGGAGGCCCACCCUCGCAAUACAUGAUGCCAGUACCUGCUGGGAUGGGAAUGGCUCCACCUUCACAUGCUCAGGUUCCUACCCACCAAUUUGCAUCUGAAUCCACCAGUAGAUCGAGCCCCCAAGAUGACAUCAGCCCCUACAAGAAACAGAAAUCCACUGGAAAAACCAACAACAUCAAUUUCAUGAUCACCACGCCCAAAAACCCCCCUGCCCGGAAGUACAACAAUCCCAACAAGGAGAAGUAACUAUUCAAUUCUAAAUGUAACAUAUUUUUCUCUUGGAUUAUAAUUAUAGAAAUAGCAAUGCACAUCGAAAAUUACUG